Tachysurus vachellii is the source of this 1675-nucleotide messenger RNA. RefSeq lists its product as uncharacterized. The record is from RefSeq and is a predicted model, not a curated record. The transcript is spliced from 8 exons. Bases 35 to 1534 code for a protein of 499 amino acids. Lineage: Eukaryota; Metazoa; Chordata; Actinopteri; Siluriformes; Bagridae.
AGUCUGUUGGGUGGCACUCACACACAUAUCGGAAAUGUGUGUGUGUGUGUGUGUGCGGUGUCCAUAUAUAAGAAGUGAACUGCGUAACCUGUGUAAGUCAUCACACAGCGUGAAGACUCAACUGAAGAGAACCAAGAUGGCAAGUGACGUCGAUCGGCAAAAUGUUUUCCGCACGACGAAGGUCCGAGCGGCGCUACGGAAAGAUGGCAGCUGGAUCCGCCGAAUCACAGACGGACAGACGGAUCCCCAGCCGAGUGAAUCUCCAGGCUUUUUGGAAUUGAGCCCAGUUACUGCCUCCAGCAGCAGUGUCUCUAAGACCCCCACCCGUCAGACCCCCACCCCCCAGACCCCCACCUAUCAGACCUCCACCUGUCAGACCCCCAUCCCUCAGAGCCCCACCCCCCAGACCCCCACCCGUCAGACCUCCACUCCCCAGACCCCCACCCCUCAGAGCCCCACCUCUGCCCAGGACACGGCCACUUCUCCAGGAUGGAAAGGGAGAAGAGGCGGCUCGUAUGUGCUGUCAGCGAUGAGGAAGUUUGAAUCUGUGGAGUCACCAGAGAGCUCACCAGUAAAAACCAAUUCCAGUUUGUUCAAAAGCCCUGAAGGUAAAUCUGGGUUAACGCAGGUCACACCAACACUGAAAUCUGAUGAACUCAACAUCACUGAUGAAGUUACAGCACCUGUGUUGAAGACACCUGAAGCUACAGCACCUGAAGCUACAGCACCUGUGGUGAACACACCUGUGGUGAACACACCUGUGGUGAAGACACCUGUGGUGAAGACACCUGUGGUGAACACACCUGUGGUGAAGACACCUGUGGUGAACACACCUGUGGUGAACACACCUGUGGUGAACACACCUGUGGUGAAGACACCUGAAGUUACAACACCUGUGGUGAAGACACCUGUGGCGAAGACACCCGAAGUUACAGCACCUGUGGUGAAGACACCUGAAGUUGCAACACCUGUGGUGAACACACCUGUGAUGAACACACCUGUGGCGAAGACACCCGAAGUUACAGCACCUGUGGUAAAGACACCUGUGGUGAAGACACCUGAAGUUACAGCACCUGUGGUGAAGACACCUGUGGUGAAGACACCUGAAGUUACAGCACCUGUGGUGAACACACCUGUGGUGAAGACACCUGAAGUUACAGCACCUGUGGUGAACACACCUGUGGUGAACACACCUGUGGUGAACACACCUGAAGUUACAGCACCUGUGGUGAACACACCUGUGGUGAACACACCUGUGGUGAACACACCUGAAGUUACAACACCUGUGGUGAAGACACCUGAAGUUACAGCACGAGUCACUGAUGUUGAUAAGGUACUGUGUUCCUUCUGUAACAAACCUAUGGAAGGUGAUGAGAAAAUUUCACUGAACAUUCCUUCAAUUGUCUGCCAUGUGGAGUGCUUUCAGUGUGCUACAUGUGCUAAAUCACUAGGUGACAUGAUGUCCUCCAUGUUCCACCACUGUGGGAAGAUUCACUGUAAGAGAUGCUUUGAUACAGUGGUCUACAGCACCUAAGUUAUCGCCAUGGCAACAACAGGUGUAACUUUGAGCUGUCUAUUACGUUGAUACAGAAAGGUUUUUUCACAUGUACUUCCUUUCAGAUUAUCAGAUUAAGGUGCCAUUAAUUGUAUGAAAUAAUAAAUCAACUAAAGUUUA